Linum trigynum is the source of this 1856-nucleotide messenger RNA. Lineage: Eukaryota; Viridiplantae; Streptophyta; Magnoliopsida; Malpighiales; Linaceae. The record is from the annotation of a GenBank genome assembly.
CCUGACAUAGGUAGGACUAUACCUAGGACUAUGAUGGUGACUGCCCAUCGAAUGACGCGGCGCCGCUUCUAUGGCUACUCGAUAAGGGCCAACGCCUGUGCAAUGCACCGUCGUUUGGUGUUUACGCGCGCCUCCGCGGGGGUGGUCUCUACCUGCGCGCUUGAUUCCGGCGCGGCUCGCGCGCUCGACUCCGGUGUGACUCGCGCGCUUUGCCUUGGCGUGAGCAUCCUUGGUGCGCGCCUCCACGGGGGUGGUCUCUACCUGCGCACAUGAUUCCGGCGCAACUCGCGCGCUCGACUACGGUGUGACUCGCGCGCUUUGCCUUGGCGUGAGCAUCCUUGGUGCUUCCUCGGUGGGGUGAGAUCCGAGUCACAUGCCCAACAGAGAUGGUUAGAGAUACUGUAUCAAUUUCUUUAUAUGGUACCCACCCAAAACUUAAAUAGAUUGGUAUUGGAUAACCAUUAUCCACCGCCAACAAUCCGACCUAUUGUCAAUCCUAGUCAAAAUUGGAAGAUCUACAAACUCACCUUGCUUCCUCGACAUUAUAAGUUGGGUCAUAAAACACUUCACACUUUCCUUGUCGUGAAUGCACAAUUAACCAUGUCAUGUAACCCAGUAAGCAUACUAAACAAUAAAUAGUGGCACCAUUCUUUCCACUGGCUUCUGUCACCAUGUUACGCAACUGCGGUGACCCAUGAUAAACCUCACAAUUCACACCACAAUUGUAGCAUUUCUCGUCUAUGUGCUUCUUCUCCAUUUAUGAUGAAUGAGACCCUUUGGAAAUGGACUGGGCCUCAUGGGCUAACAGACAAUGCUGCAAAGUCCAAUUUCUCAUGGAGCAUAUGAUAGUGAACGAACUCACGGUGGUGUGUUUCCUCCUCCUCUUCUUGUGUGAGCAACACAAUUUGUAUUUUCUAACUACUCAUUCAUACAAAAGUAGGUAGACCUCGCAAAUUAACCCACCAAGGUCAAUCAAGUUAAAGAAACCGAAACCUCUCUCAACUUACCUAUAAAUUACAACGCGAGACAACGAUGUUGUUGGCCAAAUACGUUCACCUGCGAUGUUGUUGUCACAUUAAUAUGAUUCGAUUAAAAAUAUCAGAAUCAUCACUUUUAAAACUAUUAUUCUCUCUUUAUAUUGUGCUUUAAUCUUUACUAUUCUCAUGUACUAUUGCAUUGUUGUCAAGUGAAUGUAACUUUGAUAUCUACAUCCAGUGCUAAUCUUGCUUCCUUUGAACUAUACACGUAAUUCCGACACAUCCAUGGCCUGUCCUCACAUCUCCGGCGUGGCGGUCGCCAAUGCCAUCUUUCAACCCCUCCAGCGUACGUGAAAUCGGCCAUGAUGACAACAGGUGAUUAGUUCUCAAAUAGUGAUAGUACCAUUGACUUUUUUAAUUUGCUUAAUUUAAGUUUGAUCCUAACUAGUCUUCUCUCUUGUUUCUAUGAUCAGCUCUUGCAACCAACAAUGUGCGGGCCCUCAUCACCAUAAAGUUGGCUAGCCCCUACGACAUGAGGCUGACUCCAAUGCAGCCUGCAUUUAUGGAGUUCUCGCUAUUAAUGGCGAUUUUGGAGCUCCAACGCAGAGCCGAAAAAUGGCGAAGAUCGGCAUUUAUGGAGGGCAUCAGCAUCUGGGUCGCUAAAUAUGGGGGAGGGAAUGCCGAAGUCGGCAUUUAUAGGGAAUGGAAGAAUUGUUGGCACGCGCAAGGGAGAGCAUGAAAGGUGUAAUUAAUGGUAGGAAAGGUGUAAUUAAUUGCUUGCUAAUUAAUGUGAUUAAUUAAUGGAAGAAAGGAAAUGUGUAAUUAAUUGCUGGAUGACACAACAACGUGGUCAAUCAUUAAUUAAGGGAAUGUCAAUUC